AUGUCUGACCCCAACCAGAGCGUCGUCGACCCCGCCGCCAACAUCAACGGCGCCGCCCUCGCAGAGGCACCCGCCAGCGAGAACCCCGGCAACACCGGCGACGAGGCCCUCAAGGUUUUUGCCGGCAACCUCGCUUUUGCCACCUCCGAGGAUGAGCUCAAGACGAUCUUUUCCGAAGCCGGCACCGUAACACAAGCAACGAUCAUCACGCGCGGCACCCGCUCGCUCGGGUACGGCUUCGUCACCUACUCGUCCGAGGCCGAGGCGCAGAAGGCGGUGCAGCUGCUCGACAAGCGCGAGGUCGGCGGCCGACAGAUCAGCGUCGAGAGCGCCAAGCCCCAGGCCCCGCACGUCGAGGGCGCGGCGAGGAAGAGCGCCAAGAAGAAGAGCGAGAAGAAGGCGCAGAGCAGCGGCGCCCGCGCCGCUCGACGACCUCGGGCGGACGACGGCGAAGAGGGCGGCGCCGACAACGACGAGGUCAAAAAGGAGGGCGCCGAUGCCAACGGUGACGGCACCGCCAAGACGUCCAAGAGCCAGAGGAAGAAGAAGGCGUCCAAGGCCAAGGCCGAGAGGGCCGAGGGCGAGGCCAACGGCGCUUCCGGCGAGUCGCAGCCCAAGGAGCCCAAGGCCAAGCGCCAGCCCCGCGGCGCCCCGACGGGCGAGCCGAGCCAGACGCUCGUCUUUGUCGCCAACCUGGCGUUUGAGACGACCGACGACACGCUCAAGGCGGCGUUUGAGCAGGACUACAAGAUCAAGUCGGCGCACGUCGUCAAGAGGAAGGGCGGCAACCGCAGCAAGGGCUUCGGCUUCGUCGACUUUGCCGACCACGCCGAGCAGCAGAGGGCCAUCGAGGCGGCCCAGGGCAAGGAGAUUGACGGCCGCACCAUCAGCCUCAAGGUGGCCGUCCAGGACGACCGGGACAGCAUCAAGCCCGAGGCCGAUGGUGACGCCGCCCCCGCCGUCAAGCAGGAGGCCAGCGCGACGGCCUAA
This is a messenger RNA of Pseudozyma flocculosa PF-1, 990 nucleotides long. RefSeq lists its product as uncharacterized. The transcript has 4 exons. NCBI's taxonomy places the organism in Eukaryota, Fungi, Basidiomycota, Ustilaginomycetes, Ustilaginales, Ustilaginaceae. Gene Ontology annotation, cellular component: cytosol. Gene Ontology annotation, molecular function: mRNA binding. The record is from RefSeq and is a predicted model, not a curated record. The coding region runs from base 1 to 990 and encodes 329 amino acids.